AUGCGCUAUAACGCGGACGAAGGCCGGUUCCUUAAACGAAACGACAUCCCCAGCCUUCCGGCGCAAGAGGGCGCCAUAACGACAGUGGAUGCGCAGAGGCGGCUGCUGGCGUGGGCGCUGCUCGACCGCGACAACCACUUCUUCCUCUUUCUCCACCACACCGCCAUCCCCAUUCAGAGCUUCAGCCACAUCUACUCGUCGCUGCUGCACUCGCGCCACUCCUUCGUCGCCAUGGCGGAUGAUCCGACGGCCUAUCCGCGCGGGCUGGCUCCGCUGGUUCCGCAGCACAAGUUCGCGCGGAGCUCCAAGUGGGUGGCGGUGAACCGGCCGCAUGCAACGGCCAUCGUGGCAGACAGCAUGUUCUACCGCGCCUUCAAGCUGCACUGCCCCGGCACAGCAGCAGCAUCGAACACCACCAAGAGUGGGGCGCCCUCUGCUUCCUCACCUGCAGCACACUCACCAGCAUGCCGACCGGACGAGCAUUACAUCGCCACUUUCCUCAGGACAGUAGACCCCGAUGGAGUCGCCAACUUCACCAUCACCCACGAGCCGCACAUGACCGCUGCUGCUGCUGUGCACGCUCGCAUGCGGGCAGAGGCACUGCAGCGCAUGCGCAAGCGGCGGCAGCAGCAGCGGCGAGAGGAGGGCGACAUGAGGCGCGCAGGAGUAGCAGAGGGGCAGGGAGGGGAUGAUGGGGUGUGGCAGGGGCGGAGGGGGGUGCUUGAGCGGGUGGGGGAGUGGGAGGAGGUGGAGUACGGUGCUAUGAACAUCACUUCGAGAGCCCCACAACCUGUCGGUGGAAUGGCCAUCCCAAGCCGUGCUUCAUAUUUGCUCAGCCAUUUCGACCAGACUCUGCGGAUGAGAUCAUGA
Molecule: messenger RNA, 870 nt
Organism: Closterium sp. Naga37s-1
Lineage: Eukaryota; Viridiplantae; Streptophyta; Zygnematophyceae; Desmidiales; Closteriaceae
Source: the annotation of a GenBank genome assembly